Molecule: messenger RNA, 621 nt
Organism: Penicillium waksmanii
Lineage: Eukaryota; Fungi; Ascomycota; Eurotiomycetes; Eurotiales; Aspergillaceae
Gene: srgA
Product: Rab family GTPase srgA
Exons: 3
Coding region: 1-621 (206 amino acids)
Biological process (GO): protein secretion; protein localization to plasma membrane; regulation of exocytosis
Cellular component (GO): plasma membrane; endosome
Molecular function (GO): GTP binding; GTPase activity
Source: RefSeq, a predicted model, not a curated record
AUGGCCGGUACAAGAAAUUACGACUUUUUGAUCAAAUUGCUGUUGAUCGGCGAUUCUGGCGUCGGCAAGUCAUGCUGUCUCCUGCGAUUUAGCGAAGACUCCUUCACCCCCUCCUUCAUUACCACCAUUGGAAUCGAUUUCAAGAUCCGUACAAUCGAGUUGGACGGCAAGCGAGUGAAACUCCAGAUAUGGGACACAGCGGGCCAGGAACGUUUCCGCACCAUCACAACGGCAUACUACCGUGGUGCGAUGGGAAUCCUCCUUGUCUACGAUGUGACCGAUGAACGAUCCUUCCAAAACAUCAAAACCUGGUUCUCUAAUGUCGAACAACACGCCAGCGAAGGGGUGCACAAGAUUCUCAUCGGAAACAAGUGUGACUGGGAAGAAAAGAGGGCCGUUUCCACCGAGCAGGGUCAACAGCUCGCCGACGAACUCGGCAUUCCCUUCCUGGAGGUCUCCGCAAAGAACAACAUCAACAUCGAAAAGGCAUUCUAUAGCCUGGCAUCCGAUAUCAAGAAGGGCAUGGACACUUCCAAGACCGAACAAAGCGGGACUUCGGGGGUCAAUAUAGACCAGCAGGGCUCGGGUUUGAAUGGUAGCAGCGGAGGAAAGUGCUGUUAG